UUUGUCCUAGAGAAAGAGGUGAUAAGAAAAAUGGGUCUCCAAGAGCUUGACCCCUUAGCCCAAUUGAGCUUACCACCGGGUUUUCGGUUUUACCCGACGGACGAAGAGCUGAUGGUUGAAUAUCUCUGUAGAAAAGCCGCCGGUCAUGACUUCUCCCUCCAGCUCAUAGCUGAAAUCGACCUCUACAAGUUUGAUCCAUGGGUUUUACCAAGUAAGGCGUUAUUCGGUGAAAAAGAAUGCACCAAGCUUGAUGAUUGGGUUUUAUGUCGAAUAUACAAAAAGCAAUCAAGCGCACAAAAACAGGCUUAUAAUAAUCUAAUGACGAGUGGUCGUGAAUACAGCAACAAUGGUUCGUCGACAUCUUCUUCGUCUCAUCAAUACGACGACGUGCUCGAGUCUUUGCAUGAGAUCGACAACAGAAGUUUGGGAUUCGCCGCCGGUUCAUCAAACGCGCUGCCUCAUAGUCAUAGACCGGUUUUAACCAAUCAGAAAACCGGGUUUCACGGUUUAGCCAGGGAGCCAAGUUUUGAUUGGGCGAAUUUGGUUGGUCAGAACUCGGUACCGGAACUCGGACUGAGUCAUAAUGUUCCGAGUCUCCGUUACGGUGAAGGUGGAACGCAGCAACAGGCAGAGGGGAUUCCUCGGUUUAAUAACAACUCGGACGCGUUGGCUCAUCAGGGUUUUAGUGUUGACCCGGUUAACGGAUUUGGGUACUCGGGUCAACAAUCUAGUGGUUUCGGAUUUAUUUGAUUGUGUAAUGGUGACGUAAUAAGAAAAACAUAAUUUUAUU
Messenger RNA from Arabidopsis arenosa, 790 nucleotides. Lineage: Eukaryota; Viridiplantae; Streptophyta; Magnoliopsida; Brassicales; Brassicaceae. The record is from the annotation of a GenBank genome assembly.